AGUAUUAGUAUAAAUUAUAAUAAAAAAUGUAUGCUGAAGUUUUCGCAUGAUUGAAACUUUAUCUCAUUUUCAACAAUUUUUCCAUCCACAAGAAAAGAAAAACACAUUAUCUAAAAAGUCUUUUUCGUUCCAAUUCACUGAGCUCUGUGAUUGUUUUUGACAUUAAUGGCAGAAGAAUUGAUAUUGUUGGAUGAAUGGCUUAGUAUGUUUGGUAUGAGAGCAAGGAUAGCAUUGGCUGAAAAAGGUAUAAAGUAUGAGUACAAGGAAGAAGAUCUUGAGAACAAGAGCCAAAUGCUUUUGGAAAUGAACCCAAUUCACAAGAAGAUUCCAGUUCUUAUCCAUAAGGGAAAACCUAUUUGUGAGUCCAUCAUUAUUGUUGAGUAUAUUGAUGAGGUUUGGAAUGAUAGAGUUCCAUUUCUGCCCUUAGAUCCUUAUCAGAGAGCUCAAGCUAAGUUUUGGGCUGAUUUUGUCAACAAGAAGGUUGGUGAUGUUGGGGGAAGAAUAUGGGCUGGAAAGAGAGAUGAGAUUGAAGUGGCAAAGAAGGAGUUGAUUGAAGCCUUAAAGGAAUUGGAGAAUGUCCUUGGAGACAAGCCUUAUUUUGGUGGUGACACAUUUGGGUUUGUUGACAUUGCUUUGAUCCCUUUCUAUAGCUGGUUUUAUACUUAUGAACAAUUAGGAAACUUCAAAGUAGAGGCAGAGUGUGAUAAGUUGAUUGCUUGGGCAAAGAGAUGCAAGGAGAGGGAAAGUGUUUCCAAAUCUGUUGCUGAUGAGAAAGAGGCAUAUGAGUAUGUUGUUAACUAUAGGAAGAGGUUUCAGUUGGAUUGAUCAUAAGACAUUUUGGAAUCUUUGAGAAAUUGAACUUGUUGUUGGUCUUGUUUUCUUGAAUUGGGUUCAAAAUAUGUAACUAAACUAAGCAAUUUGGUUUUUCCUAUUA
Messenger RNA from Trifolium pratense (red clover), 934 nucleotides. Its product is annotated as probable glutathione S-transferase parC. Gene Ontology annotation, cellular component: cytoplasm. Gene Ontology annotation, molecular function: glutathione transferase activity. The transcript is spliced from 2 exons. Gene Ontology annotation, biological process: glutathione metabolic process. The record is from RefSeq and is a predicted model, not a curated record. NCBI's taxonomy places the organism in Eukaryota, Viridiplantae, Streptophyta, Magnoliopsida, Fabales, Fabaceae. Bases 166 to 825 code for a protein of 219 amino acids.